AUGAUCUAUCGACUAGCUGAUUCAUCCGGUAAAGCAAGAUAUGCAUACGCAUUACAUCCAGCUAUCACCCCUCCAACUCGGACGGUUCAAACCAUCAAACAACCACCACAACAACAGCAGUCAAUCAAACAACCCAUUAGAACUGUAGCACGUGAAUAUUACGUACACAGUGAUGAAGUGCUCAAUGAAAUGAAAUCAACACCUCUGAUUCAGAAUGCUGACGUUAUGGUGAACCGUAUGCAAACGGAGCAAAUUCAGUCGCCAUCUUCCGCAACAACGUCACAAAUCACAUUUAUACAACAACAGCAACAAAAUAUCGUGACGCUAAAUAAACUGAAGAAGAAACCUGUUGCACCAGAUGAAGAUCAGAGAGAAUCUGACCGAAUGAGCGAUUCAACCGUAGCCGCACAAGCUGGCGCUAUACAGCGUUUUGGUACAUUGGCCGGUUGGAAGCAAAUGGGUGCAUGGUUGAAGGCGGCCGAGAAGAACGGUGAUUGGAAUCGAUUGAAAUUAUUGUUGAGUCAGUGCGCUCAGGCAAGUCUAACAGUUGAGUUGUUACAAGCGAAUGACACGCCAAGAUUCGUGAGGAAGCUAUCGAAAAGUUGUGUUGAUGUUGACGUACGGAAAGUAGCUGGAGAUUUGGUGUUGCGGUGGAAGAAACUGAUAGCAGCGCCAUCAUCAGCAAGUAAUCAACACAUUGAGGAAGAGCCGAAGCGAGUUGGCUCGGCGAAGCGAAAAACGCCCCAUCCUCAGACAGCUUCAUCGUCGACGAAAGGCACUGCUGCAUCCAGUAAAAUAGCUAAAAAGAGCAAAAAUAUCAAGCAAGAGAUGCGAAAGAGAUCAGAUGAUUCGAACACCCUCUCCCAACAGCUAUCAUCUGAUAAUGCUGACGACGAUUCAACCCGGGAAAACUCUCCGAGAUUGGAAACAUCAACGAACGCACAACCUAAAUCGUCUGCUUCAAGUGAUACUUCUGUCGAUUCAUUAACGGCCAAAUCAGAAGAUUCCAGCACAAAGAAGAAUCAAACAACCGAGCAGAAGGCGUCAUCUUCCUCGAAAACAUCGCAGUCGAACAAAAUCAGCGAAUUCAACAUGUUCGAAAAGUUGCGACAAGAACGCAAAGAAGAGAAGCGACCAAAGCGAGCUCGAACCUACAUGGCCAAGUUUCGAUCAACAGGAUUGGAAGGUGAUGCGGAUGAAGCAACAAGUAAAGGCAAUGGCGCUGUUAAGAAGAGAAUGCCCAGUAAAGGCGUAUUGGAUGCAAAGAAACGUGAAAAGAAUGCGGCAUCGUCAUCAAAAGUUUCACCUGCAUCCUCUAAUAUGCCCCCACCAAUCACAUCAACACCUCCGUCGGAAAAGAAACUCUCACAGAAUUCACCCACACCAAGAGUAAUGGCAAGUAACACAUUUAUGGACGCACUUAUGGAUCCGGUCAUUAAGAAGACAACAGCUAAACCAGCGAAGAAAAAAGUUUUACUGACGGCCCCAAAACCGCUUCCAACAACGUCGUCGAUCAUGCCAAGCGUUAUGGAAGGUCUUUAUAGUGAUACAUCUAAAUUGCUGAACAAGGAUCUGAGUGCUAAUAAAUCGGAUGAGGCGAAUGCGAGUGCAGCAGACACAAGCAAAGUUGUUGAAGCUGUCGAACCGAAUGUCACUCCGAUCGGUAGUCGUAGGAUUAGAUUCGCGGAUGAGAUGGGUUCUGAUUUGGUGAGCGUACGCUACUUCGAAAUUGAAGAAGGAGAGCGAAUGAACGUCAGUAAGUUAUCAUCGGAAGAUAUGAAACAUUUGGAGAUGCAACGUGAACGCAAUUUCAUGAAGGAAAAUCGGUCGUUGAAUAGCGACGAUUUCGCAUUGGACGGUAAUGAUGAGGCAAAACCACUCAUUGCGUGGCGUCUCAUUUUGGUGGAUGAUGCAAAGAUAUUCGAGAGUCGUGGUUCGCAGAGCGUCGCGUGUAAGAUUGAAGAGGAACGUCAAAAAACCGUUAUGCGGCCAUUCUUUGAUCCUUCAGUUCCAGCAGAAAUGGCCGACGCUGAAGAGGAACUGAUACCGAAUCCUGUUCCACCAAUCAAUAUUCCCCUUGAAAUGAUUGAUGAGGUUUCUGAGGUACAGACUGAAAUACCUUCAACACCAUCAGUUGUCGUUAAUGCGAAGGAUGAGAAAAAAGCUGAUGAGACGAGUGCAAUCGAUGUUCAGGUUUGUGGAGAUCUGUGGUUGAUUCGUCUUUUUACUCUGAUCUUAUGUCAUGAUAUUAGGUUGAGCGGUGUGUCAGCUUUGCAGAAUACAUUGUCGGUGUAUUUCGAACAUUUAGCGCUCUCCGAUCCAAAUGACAAAUGGUCAGUUGCUAUUUCCGAUAAAUUGAUGAAUCAGUUGAAAGAGAAGGGAAUAGUGUCGUCGGGAUCGGAUUUGGCGAAUAUCCUGAAUAAAGUGACGACGGUAUCUUCAUCGCAGCCAUCGACAGCAAUCCCACAGAUCCCCAUUAUACCAACUGUACCCGCUAGUGCUCCUCGCUGUUCCACCCAAACAACAUAUGCACAAAUCCCAUCUGACUCUCUAGCACAGCUACCAAUGCCAAUCGCUCAUCAGGGCACUUUCCCAUCGACGUUACCAAUGCCUCCCAGGUUACCUCCACCACUACCGAAUGCAGUAGCAUCAUUCCCAGUGCCCAUUCAACAGCAAGCACCUCUGUUGAACGGUCCGGUACCGGCUGGUGUUACUCCCACUGUUGGUGUUGAUCCGAACCCAAACAGUGGACCUUCAACUUCGGAUGCUGCUUAUGAGCCAUACGGAAGAAUGCCUGUUAAGCAGUGUUCGUUCUUCCGUGCCGGUGCGUGUAACUAUGGAUCGAGAUGUCGUUAUUCACAUGGUGAUGAACCAACUGUAGGCACCAGACCUGACUAUUACGGGCGAUUUGUGCCAGGUCGCGGUGGACGUGGACCUUCGAUGAGACCUCCACGAGGCGGUCCACACAAUGACAGUGACUAUCGUCGUGGUGCUCAUGGAUAUGGUCCAAUGAGACGAAAUUUCGACCGUGAGCGUGAUUAUGACCGAGAUCGGGAUCGAGAUUAUCGGGGAUACGAUCGAUAUGAACGCAGAAGAAGACGAAGUCGUUCGAGGUCUCGUAGCAGAAGCAGGUCCCGGAGUCCACCAAGACGCCCUCGUUCGCCAGACAGACGUGGCGGUUCACGUCAAAGUUCACGUGACGAUAGAAGGCCUUAUGAUGAGAAAGAUAAGGAAAAAGAGAAAGUAGAGGAGAUGACGAAGAAAGUGAAUAUUGACCAACAAAAGAAUUCACCACCAGAAGAUCCGGUACCGUCAAAAUCAUCCGAUGCUGUUAAAGCAAAUCCGCAAAUUGAUUCGCCAUCAAGCCCUAAAGCUUCAUAA
This is a messenger RNA of Anisakis simplex (herring worm), 3381 nucleotides long. The record is from the annotation of a GenBank genome assembly. NCBI's taxonomy places the organism in Eukaryota, Metazoa, Nematoda, Chromadorea, Rhabditida, Anisakidae.